GAACCCGCGAGAAAUUUAAUCAUCACAUCACCACCCCCCUUGAACGUCACGACCAGACAGCCACCACCACCAAACGUCUCGCUCCCAACCGCCCAUCAUGUUCCGCACCGCCCUCCUCCGUACCGCGCGCAUGGCCGCCCGUCCCUCGACCCUGGCCGUCGCCGCCCGCCCCGUGCGCGUCAACGUCGUCCGCGCAGUCCCCUUCCAGGCCGUGAGGAUGUACAGCGCAGGCGGCGCUCUCGAGAAGGAGGCUGUUGAGGGGCGCAUCAUGUCUCUUCUCCAGGGUUUCGACAAGGUGAACGACACAAAGAACAUCACCCCUGCCGCGCACUUUGCCAACGAUCUCGGCCUCGACUCUUUGGACACUGUGGAGGUUGUCAUGGCUAUCGAGGAGGAAUUCAGCAUUGAGAUCCCCGACAAGGAUGCUGACGGCAUUCACUCGAUCGAGGGUGCCGUCAACUACAUCCUCAACCAGCCCGAUGCCUCUUAAGUGGGAUGCAUCGAAGUGGACGAUAGAUACUGCGUCUUCCCCACGAUGGUCCGCUGCCAGAUGUGGCGGGUCGGCGGGAAGACGCAACGGGGAGGCGCGCACGCGAGGGGAUCCAUGUACAAGCUGGGCUACCUUGACCAGUUCGCAGCGCAGCGUGGGCAUGGCAUGGGAUCAUGUCGCCAGGGGCACUCAAGUGGCUCCCGUGUAACAGUGUAUAGAAAUACCUCUUAUUUGUCUGACGACGCUG
Messenger RNA from Emericellopsis atlantica, 737 nucleotides. RefSeq names its product acyl carrier protein-like protein. Gene Ontology annotation, cellular component: mitochondrion. Bases 98 to 490 code for a protein of 130 amino acids. The record is from RefSeq and is a predicted model, not a curated record. Gene Ontology annotation, molecular function: acyl carrier activity; acyl binding. Gene Ontology annotation, biological process: fatty acid biosynthetic process. The transcript has 4 exons. NCBI's taxonomy places the organism in Eukaryota, Fungi, Ascomycota, Sordariomycetes, Hypocreales, Bionectriaceae.